AUGCCCAAAGCGAAGAAUCAAUCUGAAAUCGCCGAGGUAUCGGUGAAAAUUGAUGAGGUUUCAAUGGAAGUUAAAGACAAGAUGAACAUUGAAGAGGGUAUGGAGGAAAAUGUUGUGGUGAUGCCGUUUCUGGAGCCAGAGGUGGAGAAUAGUUUAUCCUUCAUGUCUGUGAAGAUGGUGACGGAUGGGGUUUGUGCACAGUGGUGUCAGUGCAGUGGUGGUGGCAUGCGUUGCAGUGGAUGGCGGAGGCUUGCGUUUCAAUGGGUUCAUUAUAAUGGUUGCAGUGGGCUUGUUGCAGUGUAG
Messenger RNA from Ilex paraguariensis (yerba mate), 303 nucleotides. NCBI's taxonomy places the organism in Eukaryota, Viridiplantae, Streptophyta, Magnoliopsida, Aquifoliales, Aquifoliaceae. The record is from the annotation of a GenBank genome assembly.